ACAGGGAAGUUUCUUCUGUAGACUGUCUUAAGAUGCUUCGACUUGUACUUCUGUCAUGUUUAUGUGUGUCCAUCUGGGGUCAGCGAAAUGCGUACCAGUAUCUGUAUCCCCCCACUACCACCACUCAACCUCCUCGAAUCUACCACCCACCGGCCCUCGUCCACAAAGUAGAAAUUGGAUCUGGGUUGGACGGCAUCUAUGACUUCACCUACGACACCGGCCGAGGUCCACUCGGUCAGAGCUACCGGACAGAGACCCGACUUCCCGACGGUACGGUGAAAGGUUCUUACGGUUAUCUGGAUGCGGAUGGCAAGCUGAGGAUUGUAAAAUACAUCGCCGGUCGAGGGGGUUUUGUCGCCCAGGGAGAUGUGGGUCCCGAGGGCGCACCACGAGGCACAGCACCGGGCCCUGCACCUGUUCCGGAACAAGAGCCUCCUCGAUACUACUCCCAGCAAACUUCUGUUCCACAGACGCAGAGUCGCCCACAGGUAGCUCCACCACAAACGUACGUCUUGCCCCCUGAAGAAGAGGAGGACCUCGGUCCUCCCUUCAUAGACACUUCUCUUCUCUCCUAUGACAUCGGUGCUAAACAGAAGAGAUAGAAGACCUUCACAGAGGUCAACGUGUU
Messenger RNA from Limulus polyphemus (Atlantic horseshoe crab), 628 nucleotides. RefSeq lists its product as uncharacterized. NCBI's taxonomy places the organism in Eukaryota, Metazoa, Arthropoda, Merostomata, Xiphosura, Limulidae. The record is from RefSeq and is a predicted model, not a curated record. Bases 33 to 602 code for a protein of 189 amino acids. Gene Ontology annotation, cellular component: chitin-based extracellular matrix. The transcript has 2 exons. Gene Ontology annotation, molecular function: structural constituent of chitin-based larval cuticle.